AUGUCGGCGGUGUCUGUGUACCCCAUGUGUGUCCGGGCGAGCCGGGGCCUCCUGAGGUUGGGCAACGGAAUCAGAGGUGGUCCAGGCUCCGCGCUGUUAUCCUUGACUCGGGCACUGUCAACGAACCCAUCGACAGGAGGAGAGACUACUGGCACUGGUGGACUAGCUCAAGCGAUACUGCAGGAAAGGCUACUACAGCAGCAAAAGAGUCAAGGCCAGCCCCCUACAGAGGGGGAGGGAGAUGGGGACCCUAACCAGAAACAGCAAGAGGGCGAGGAUAAGAAACAGAAAGAGAACACAGCCUACGCCAAGAAGAUGGUACUCAGACUAGCCGGCGUCAUGGGGCUCGGCAGUGCAGUCGGCAUCGUGUACAUAUUCGGUAGCAAUUCAGUUGAUGAACAAGGAAACAAGAUUCCAGAUGAGUUUGAUAAUGAUGUUCCAGUUAUCCAGCAGCUCAAGAGGACUUUCAAAUAUUUCCAAGACUACAGACAGAUGAUCAUUGAACCCACGAGCCCCAAACUCCUCCCCGACCCCCUGAAGGAGCCCUACUACCAGCCCCCCUACACCCUGGUCCUGGAGCUGACCGACGUCCUGCUGCAUCCAGAGUGGUCGUUGGCGACAGGCUGGCGCUUCAAGAAGAGGCCUGGCAUCGACUACCUGUUCCAGCAGCUGGCACCCCUGUACGAGAUAGUCAUCUUUACGGCCGAGACGGGCAUGACGGCCUACCCCCUGAUCGACAGCAUCGACCCUCAGGGCUUCGUCAUGUACCGCCUCUUCAGAGAUGCCACCCGCUACAUGGAGGGACACCACGUCAAGGACGUGUCCUGUCUGAACCGGGACACCUCCAAGGUGAUCGUGGUGGACUGCAAACGCGAGGCCUUCAGCCUGCAGCCCUUCAACGGGAUGGCCCUGCGCAAGUGGGACGGCAACUCCGAGGACCGGACGCUGUACGACCUGGCCGCCUUCCUUAAGACCAUUGCCAUCAGCGGGGUCGAGGACGUGCGCACCGUCCUGGAGAACUACGCCCACGAGGACGACCCCAUCGAGGCCUUCAAACGCAGACAAGCGCAGCUGGCUCAGGAGGAGGAGCAGCGGCUGGCCGAGCUCGCCAAGCAGAAGAAGCAGAGCUUGUCGCUGGGCUCCAUCGCCGGCAGGUUCUGGUCCCGCUCCAAGUAGCAGUGAGCCGCCCUCGCGCUCGCAGCCACCAAUCACAGCCCUUCCCUGCCGAGGCAGCCGGCGAAUGGGACGGGGACGGGGCCGGAAGGGCCUGGGGGAGGCCGGACACAA
Megalops cyprinoides (Indo-Pacific tarpon) is the source of this 1287-nucleotide messenger RNA. RefSeq names its product translocase of inner mitochondrial membrane 50 homolog (S. cerevisiae) (gene timm50). The record is from RefSeq and is a predicted model, not a curated record. NCBI's taxonomy places the organism in Eukaryota, Metazoa, Chordata, Actinopteri, Elopiformes, Megalopidae. The transcript has 11 exons. Gene Ontology annotation, molecular function: phosphoprotein phosphatase activity. The coding region runs from base 1 to 1176 and encodes 391 amino acids.